Messenger RNA from Etheostoma cragini (Arkansas darter), 987 nucleotides. It is a transcript of the gene ppdpfb, whose product is annotated as pancreatic progenitor cell differentiation and proliferation factor b. Lineage: Eukaryota; Metazoa; Chordata; Actinopteri; Perciformes; Percidae. The record is from RefSeq and is a predicted model, not a curated record. Gene Ontology annotation, biological process: multicellular organism development; cell differentiation. Bases 288 to 629 code for a protein of 113 amino acids. The transcript is spliced from 5 exons.
CACUCUAUGGCCACGCCCACUGGCUGAUGGCUACGUCACCGAGCCUGUCUUUUUAUAAAAACCGCGAGCCUAGCCGCACAGCUACAAGAAGCACCGUUCACAUCCGUUCCAGACCUUGGAGGGUUACAUUUACCCAAAACUUAUUUUCAAAUGGGCCCCGUCGCCUAGCGGUUCCCCCCCCCCAGCCUCGCCGACUGAGUUGAAUUGGGUGCUACUGAUCAUCAGCACGUCUGGGUCCCUAACAAGGUUUCCAUCAAGCACAGCGUACAGCGACCAACUACAGUAGAAUGGCAGCUAUUCCAGCAGGCGGUUCCCUGGUGGCGACCACUGAUUACUACCGAAGGCGCAUCGGCUCUACGUCCAGCAGCAGCUCUUGUGGCAGUUCGGAGUACAGUGGAGAGGUCAUCCCUCACCAUCCAGGACUCCCCAAGCAGGACUCUGGUCAUUGGUGGUCCAGUUUCUUCUUUGGGAAGCAGCCAGGGAUGACCCCACUGACUGAGGAGGCACAGCAGAAGGCGGGGGUCCAAGGCACACUGACGAAUGGUCAGAUCACCUGCGUUGCCAAGGAGAUGGUGAUGCAACGCCAGGUGAGUGAGAGCAGCGAGGCAGGAAGCCCCACCUCCUCCUGAUCCUGCAGGCUCACUCUGACCCACGCCACACCUUGGAGGGGGGGAAUCAAACCAGCGACCAACGCUAGGUGACGGGAAGUUGUCCCGUCUACAACCUUUUUAUUUUAUUUUUAUAUUAUCAUUCAUUGUAGUUAUAGGCUGCCUUACUUGUUUUUUUGUUCCUGCAACAUUGUUUUUUAUUGAGAAAAAAAACAAGAAUAAAAAAAAAAAAACUGAUGACCUCCAUGUGUUUUUUUUAAACAUUUGUACUGUGUUUGUAAUACUGUAUUGCAUUGACCCAUCCACAUGCCUUUGUUAGACAUUUUUCACGUUUGUCCCCCUGUGAUUGCAAAUGCAAUAAAGUAGACUCCUGCAGCCU